Molecule: messenger RNA, 969 nt
Organism: Candidozyma duobushaemuli
Lineage: Eukaryota; Fungi; Ascomycota; Pichiomycetes; Serinales; Metschnikowiaceae
Exons: 2
Coding region: 1-969 (322 amino acids)
Biological process (GO): lipid storage
Cellular component (GO): lipid droplet
Molecular function (GO): lipase activity
Source: RefSeq, a predicted model, not a curated record
AUGUCAUUGACCACUAGUACCACAGAGCCGUACACCACUCUUUAUCAUAGGGAGCCAUUGCAUCCUUCUAGGAAUCCUCCAUUGUUGGUUUUUAUUCCUGGUAACCCCGGUCUCAUAGACUACUACACCACUUAUCUUGACUUGAUCGCCAAACAGCACCGUCACUAUGAGAUCCUAGCCAUCAGCCAUGCUGGCUACCAAACCUCGGAUGAUUAUGAGAGGGUUUCAAACACCGAUUUUUAUGAUUUGGACUACCAGGUGCCCCACAAAUGCCGGGUUAUCCGGGACCACAUCCUCACCACUAGACGAGAUCAGAAAGUGGAGGUCUCCUUCUUGUGUCAUUCCGUUGGAUCAUAUAUCAUGCAACGCGUGGCCAAACGCCUAGUGUACGAUGUUGAAUACAACCAGAUCGUGAACAUCAAGUUCUCCCUCCUGGGUCAGUAUUUCACCUCGUUGUUCAAUUGGCUUCCCUUGGUACAUGUCGCAGUGUACUUGAUUGUGGUUUUGCAGUGGAUUUUGCCUGACCGGGCUGCUGAGUCACUUAUCCGUAAUCGCAUCAUCGCCAAGCCCGCCCAGACUGAUAAGGAUCUGGUUGAGUCCUGGGAAAAUGCUGUCAGGGCAACGAAGAAGAUUUACAAGUCCAGAAGUAUCGUUCGUCAGACAAUCACCAUGGCGAAGGAAGAACUCAAUCGGAUCCAUCGCGACGACGAGUUCAACGACUGGUUCUUCAAAGAGUUGCCCACGUCAGGAGCCAAACUUUGGUGCUUUUUCGCUCCAUUCGACUAUUGGGUACAUGACAAUUCCAGAGACUAUGUUUUGACAAGAUACCACGAUGCUCUGAAUGAAAACGUUCGUUUCGAAAUCGGUGAUGCGGACACCGAGGAGAAGAAAGCCAUCAAUCACAGCUUCUGCAUUGACCAAAGCGUUGAGUUUGCCGAGAUUACAUGUGCCGCAUUGUCGAAAAGCUAA